CUGUCGGCUCAGCUGCUUUGGCAGACUAUGAUACCAUUGCGAGUUUAGUAAGCGAACCAGACGACCUGGGCGAGGCACCCGCCGAGCAGUCCCAAGAACAUAUUCAAUAUUUGACCAUGGUCGGCGACCGAGACAUGAUACUUGAACAGCUCUUGGAUCUUCGAAACGAGCAUACGCAACUUGUCGAAGAGCAGAACUGGAGAGCUCAUUUCGGCCUCAGCCUGGACGAGGACUCGUUGCAUUUUCUAAAAUCCUUUGGAGGACAAGAGCAGGCACUCCUUGACGAACUAGAGUAUGCGGAACUAGGCUUGGAGGCCUUGAAACAGCUCCAGGCAGACGGUGAAGCUCUGGCAGUCUCAAAAGAAGCUUCCGAGCGUGAGCCAGAUGAGGAUGAAGCCGCAAUGAGGGAUUUUGAGCGGACCAGGCCGUCGAGCCAGGCCAUUUCCCCGCCUGCCCGGAGAUUGGUGCAAAGUCCGCUCUAUCAAGGGAUUCUGCACCGCAAAAUCAGAUUGGUGGAUCACCUCCGUGGUCCAGAUAUAAUACCAGUGGACCAUGGCGACUUCAUCAAUGCGUGGCUCCUGCACCGAUUGCAAUCUCUGCCUCGACUGCUCGGCGAGUACAUUUCACUCAUCGAGACACAAUACGGCGACGACGUCGAAGCUGAUGAUUUGGAACAUCUGUUUCUGGAGAAGUGGUUUAACGACUCCUCGGCAGCCGAUUUUGCGAAACAUCUUAAAGCAAACCUCGCAGAGUCGGCAGAUUUGGUGCAGCGAAGCCUUUUGGCCACUGCCAUCCGCCCAACGUCUGCAAGGCUGCUGAGGAUGGGGCCUUCGACGACCGUACAAGACAUCAUAGACCAGGCGAAAGGGCAGUAAGUGUUCAACCGAGCCUCUACCGCAAAAUAGCGAAAGCCUUCAACAAGGCGACCGAUAUGGGACCGCCCCUUACUUCUCAGCUUCCUGACGACGUACCGCCAUCGGCACCCUUAUCCAAGUCUCCCCCGAGGAGAGAAUAAAAUGGUGCAGGGUCAUGUUGCUCUCGUGAAGUCGGAACGGUAGGCCGGGUUCGUUACAAGAUAGGAACAUUAGAUAGGGAGAGCCCUAAGCCUCGCCAACCCUGCCAAAACCUUAAUGAUGAGGACUAUGUUCUAAUUGUCUAUCUCUCGCAGACGAGGACAUUCGAUAAGAUGUCUCAGGAAGGUGAGAUAUCUAGGGUGUCCCUAUUCACCUCCAUAUCAUUGAAACUCUAUGGCUAUACUGAGCUAUGACACGCCUAGACCGGCGGAAACGGUAACAGGUAGACGAAGGAGUCGCU
Molecule: messenger RNA, 1314 nt
Organism: Cladophialophora immunda
Lineage: Eukaryota; Fungi; Ascomycota; Eurotiomycetes; Chaetothyriales; Herpotrichiellaceae
Exons: 1
Source: RefSeq, a predicted model, not a curated record